UUGAUUAUUCUAUGGGUAAAGCUCAAUCUAAGCUUAGCCAGGAACAGUUAUUAGAGCUUCAGGAUCUUACGAAAUUUGAUAAAAAGGAGCUUCAACAAUGGUAUAAAGGGUUUCUCAAGGAUUGUCCAUCUGGGCAGUUGUGUAAAGAAGAGUUUCAAGGGAUUUAUAAGCAGUUUUUCCCAUUCGGAGAUCCUUCAUCAUUUGCUGAAUAUGUUUUCAAUGUUUUUGAUUCGGAUAAGAAUGGAAUGAUUGAUUUCAAGGAAUUUAUAUGUGCUUUAUCAAUUACGUCUCGUGGACGUCUUGAAGAAAAAUUAAUGUGGGCAUUUCGUCUUUAUGAUAUUAAUAAUGAUGGGUUGAUUACGAGAAACGAAAUGCUUCAGAUUGUAGGAGCAAUUUAUAAAAUGGUUGGAAAUAUGGUUAAACUUCCUGAAGAUGAAGAUACACCCGAAAAGCGUGUAAAUAAAAUCUUUGGCAUGAUGGAUAAGGAUUGCGAUGGUUAUUUAACUUUAGAAGAAUUUAGAGAAGGCAGUAAAAAAGAUUCAACAAUCGUUCAGGCCCUAAGUCUUUAUGAUGGCCUUGUUUGAUAUUUUUUUCAAAAAGUUUGCGU
Messenger RNA from Pneumocystis murina B123, 607 nucleotides. RefSeq names its product calcium-binding protein NCS-1. Gene Ontology annotation, molecular function: calcium ion binding. The record is from RefSeq and is a predicted model, not a curated record. The transcript is spliced from 7 exons. Lineage: Eukaryota; Fungi; Ascomycota; Pneumocystomycetes; Pneumocystales; Pneumocystaceae. Bases 12 to 584 code for a protein of 190 amino acids. Gene Ontology annotation, cellular component: cytosol; membrane; intracellular membrane-bounded organelle.